AAUGGGAGGGGGUUUUAUGGGGAAGGGGUGAUCCUCAGUGGGGGGUGAUAGGUUCCCGGAUUGAGAUUUUCGCCAUUUUUUUUUACUCCAGUACAACCGGUGGGGUGGAAACGCCACUGAUCUAUCCGUUGAUUUCACAGGACCCGCCGACAGAUUGACCUAGUAGCAGCAACUGUCGAGCAUUUUUUAUCAAUUUGUCAGUUUAAACUAAACUUCGCCACUCGCAACAAAAUGGGCGACCGGGACGAUUUAGUAUAUCAGGCAAAACUCGCCGAGCAGGCGGAAAGAUAUGACGAAAUGGUGGAGUCCAUGAAGAGAGUGGCCGGGUUGGAUGUGGAACUAACAGUCGAGGAGCGAAACCUACUAUCAGUGGCCUACAAAAAUGUCAUUGGGGCGAGGAGAGCAUCAUGGAGGAUAAUCAGCAGUAUUGAACAAAGGGAAGAAAACAAGGGUGGAGAAGACAAAUUGAAAAUGAUCCGGGAAUACAGGCAAACGGUUGAGAAUGAGCUGAAGUCAAUCUGUAAUGACAUUCUUGAUGUACUGGACAAGCACCUUAUUCCAGCUGCUAAUACGGGAGAGUCCAAGGUCUUCUACUACAAAAUGAAAGGCGAUUACCACAGGUAUCUGGCUGAGUUUGCCACCGGGAACGACCGGAAGGAGGCUGCAGAGAACAGUUUGGUCGCCUACAAAGCUGCUAGCGACAUCGCCAUGAUCGAACUGCCACCGACACACCCCAUUCGCCUAGGCCUCGCUCUUAACUUCUCCGUAUUUUACUAUGAAAUCCUCAACUCGCCCGACCGCGCGUGCAGGUUGGCGAAGGCUGCGUUCGAUGACGCCAUCGCAGAGCUGGACACGCUGAGCGAAGAAAGCUACAAGGACUCCACACUAAUCAUGCAGUUGUUACGUGACAACCUGACACUAUGGACUUCAGACAUGCAGGGAGAUGAGUCCUAAAGGAGCAAAACAGCUGUUCAUUUCCCAUAAUCUGUACUUUCAGGUGAAGAACAGAACAAAGAGGCGCUGCAAGAUGUGGAGGAUGAGCCCCAGUGAGACAUUACAGCCAACCUGAGACCCCACCCACCCCACCCCCACACACAAAAAACUGUGGCCGCCACGCCCAAGUGACCGCGGCUCUCAGCAGCUCUCUGGCCACAUGGUCUUAGAAAUAAUCAGUCAUUGUUAUUAUUUGUUUUUGUUUUUGUUUUUUUGCCCUUUAAUUCAAUUCAAAUAUAAAUACCACUUAAUUGAGACAAUAAAUACAAUUUUGGAAAGGCAAAGAGUCCCUGGUUUAUUUUAUUUUUCUUGGUACACGCGGUUCUGAAAAAAUUCUUUGUUUUCAUUAUUGUAUUGUUUUAAUUUUGUUUUGUUUAUGCUCUUUCCUCAAUAUUUUAUCAGUUGCUGGAUGUAUUUUGAGAUUUCUUUUUCUUAAUGUAAUUACAGAAAUUAACUUUUAUUACUGAUACGUCUAUUAGUUGUGGGAGCUGUAAUAUUUCUGUUAGUGAGAGAUGCAAAUCAUUAAUCCUUUUUAAGGGCAAGUCUAAACAAAGUCCUCUUUCGUGAACCUAGUUUAUCAGAGGAAGUUGGCAAAAUUCUUGAUAUCCACGUGGAGCAAAAUGCUUAACUUUUACACCAUAGUGAUUCUAUUGUGAUGUUUUGGAUUGUAUGUUGUGCUAAAAUACUGUAUUGCGAAUACUUGCUGAUUUCAGAUGAGGGCUGGUAGCCGUAAAAAUCAGAGGAAGCGUUGCGUUAACAGACAGUUCUCGACUGGCUUCUGUUGCAAGAUGACAGGGUUCUAAAUAGAUGAUUUCAAGCCUGCAUGAGUUCAUUAAUUUUCUGCCUCUUUCCCCUCCUUUUAUAUAGCUCAAUGUUUUCCUUUUCUUCUAGCUUCAUUAUGUGUAACUUACAGCUAAUUUGUACUACUGGAUAUCUGACUGGAGCCACAAUCUGUAUUGUUCUUACUGAAACACAGCAUGGAAUUAACAUUAAACAAUCUAAAUUAAACAUAC
Molecule: messenger RNA, 2006 nt
Organism: Oncorhynchus mykiss (rainbow trout)
Lineage: Eukaryota; Metazoa; Chordata; Actinopteri; Salmoniformes; Salmonidae
Product: 14-3-3 protein epsilon
Source: RefSeq, a predicted model, not a curated record